This is a messenger RNA of Tachysurus fulvidraco (yellow catfish), 6695 nucleotides long. It is a transcript of the gene epas1b, whose product is annotated as endothelial PAS domain protein 1b. Gene Ontology annotation, molecular function: RNA polymerase II transcription regulatory region sequence-specific DNA binding; protein dimerization activity; DNA-binding transcription factor activity, RNA polymerase II-specific. The transcript has 16 exons. The coding region runs from base 463 to 2931 and encodes 822 amino acids. Gene Ontology annotation, biological process: cellular response to hypoxia; regulation of transcription by RNA polymerase II. Lineage: Eukaryota; Metazoa; Chordata; Actinopteri; Siluriformes; Bagridae. The record is from RefSeq and is a predicted model, not a curated record.
UGCAGCGUUACGAGUGCGAGUGUGUAUGAGUGUUUGCGAGUGUGUACGAGUGUGUAUGAGUGUGUACGCUGAAGAGGUACAAAGUUCUUCAGACUUUUUUAAAAAGCGCGACCUUGUCAUUUCAGUGCCUCGGAUUUUUACCUGUGAUCCACUGUUGGAAGGCUAUACGAUCCUCGACAGUGUUCUGAGACUGUAUAGCCUCGCGUCCUGCAUAUUUUUAACCUGGAAUGGAUUUUAUGUCUUUCUUUUUAACCGCGUAACUUUUUUUUGGGUUGGUUGUUUUAUAGCCUAAACCUGCGCGCGCACAGGAGUGCUUGUCAUUGUGCUUGUCAAACUAUCUUUUGCACGCGCGCGUGUGUAUGUCUGUGCGUGUGUGCGUGCGUGCGUGUGUGUGUGAGAGAGUGAAGUUCGGAGAAAUUACUGGAACGAGCGUGUGAGUGAGUGAGACCUAACUUCUAAAAGAUGACAGCCGAGAAAGACAAGAAAAGGAGCACUUCAGAGCGGCGGAAGGAGAAAUCCCGUGAUGCGGCUCGCAGCAGACGCAGUAAGGAGACGGAGGUGUUCUAUGAGCUGGCGCACCAGCUACCUUUGCCUCACAGCAUCAGCUCGCAUCUGGACAAGGCCUCCAUCAUGAGGCUGGCCAUCAGCUUCCUGCGGACAUGCAAGCUCUUCACAUCAGGCUGCCAUACCAGUGAAACAGACAUAGACAGACAAAUGGACAGUCUUUAUAUGAAGUCACUAGAAGGCUUCAUCUCUGUGGUAACAUCAGACGGAGACAUGAUCUUCCUCUCAGAGAAUAUCAACAAAUUCAUGGGGCUGACACAGGUUGAACUGAUAGGCCACAGUAUCUUUGAUUUCACACACCCCUGUGACCAUGAUGAGAUACGUGAGAACCUCAGCCUCAAAACUGGUGUGGGGAAGAAAGGCAAAGAGAUAAACACAGAGAGAGACUUCUUCAUGAGAAUGAAAUGCACUGUGACAAGUCGAGGGCGCACCGUCAACCUUAAAUCAGCCAGCUGGAAGGUGCUACACUGCACAGGUCAUGUGAAAUUGUAUAACAGCUGUCCUACACGCACUCUAUGUGGAUAUAAAGAGUCACCACUCACCUGUGUGGUCAUGCUGUGUGAACCGAUCCCUCACCCCUCCAACAUCGACACACCAUUCGACAGCAAGACCUUCCUCAGCCGACACAGCAUGGACAUGAAGUUCACCUACUGUGACGAGAGGGUAACUGAGUUAAUGGGCUACAGUCCUGAAGAUCUACUGGGUCGCUCUGUGUACGAGUUCUACCAUGCCCUCGACUCUGAAAGUGCCACCAGAAACCACCAGAAUUUAUGUACAAAAGGCCAGACUGUGAGUGGACAUUACCGGAUGUUGGCCAAGCACGGGGGAUUUGUGUGGGUGGAGACUCAGGGCACUGUCAUUUACAGUAGUCGUAACUCUCAGCCACAGUGCAUCGUGUGUGUCAACUAUAUCCUGAGUGAUAUUGAGGAGAAGUCCACUAUCUUCUCUAAAGACCAGACAGAGUCAUUGUUGAAGAAACAUAUGAACAGUUUCUUCAGCCAGGCUGGAUCUACCGUGGCCUCUGAGACUAGUGGAGACCUCUUCACCAAGUUCAAAGAGGAACCAGAGGAUCUCACUCACUUGGCACCGACUCCUGGUGAUGACAUCAUCCCCCUGAAUUUUGUAGGUCAUCCUUCAUUUGAGAAAUACCCAGUGUGUUCUAAGGUUUCUCCUAUGCAUCCUUCUGCAACUCACUCAGUCACUGAGGGCCAUAACAUGCCUAAAAUUGGUGGCAACUUCUCUAUACCUCAAGCUCCACCAACCAGCAGUGCCACUCCCAGCCUCAGCAGCUGCUCCACGCCCAGCAGCCCAGAUGAUUAUAAAAGCCCAGUGGAUGACCUGAAGAUGGAGAUCACAGAGAAACUGUUUGCUAUGGACACCCACGGCAAAAGCUCCAACAGCCAAGAGACUGACCUGAGUGAUUUAGACCUGGAGACACUGGCCCCUUACAUUCCAAUGGAUGGUGAAGACUUCCAGCUUAAUCCCAUCUGUCAGGAGGAGACUCUGCCUGAGGCUGUUGCUCCAGGCAUUACUCAGUACAACUUCAGCAACAUCGCCAACUUCUUCCAGCCACUUACCCCACCUCCAGGUGCCCACUUCCUGCCAAACCCGCACUCUGCUAGUGAGAAUCAGACCCCCAGUGCUGCCACAAUGGAGCAGUGGCCCCCCAUAUUUUACCCCAGCCCCAUGCCUCUGGCACACCACAACAAUCCAGCCAACACACCACUAGCCUCUAUGGGUGGGCAUCAUAGUCUGCAGUGGCCACCUGACCCGCCAAUAAAUUACCCCAAUACCAAAGGUGGUAUGAUGGACUCAUUGGCAGAAAAGCACUCCUGCCAAGCUCUGCAAACAAACUGCAUGUCCCUCCACAGUCAAAGGUCCAUGGAGAAAUACAGACCUUGUAAAGCCUACAGAGACAUAAGCCCAAGCCGGAGCACAAUACCAAACACUAUGAAGCGAUCAUUUUUGCAGAUGAGCACAGGGGUUUCAUCUGCUAUCAAGCCACCUGAGAUGUGGAAAAGGAUGAAGAAUGAAAGCUGUGCCAUUUUGAACAGGAUGUCUCAAAGCAACAGUGCCUUAACAGAUGAGCACAAGGGCCACCAGCAGAGAAAAGCUCAGUAUCAAGGUAAUCAAACAGUGCUGGGGAAAAAAGAUUACUCAGAACAGUGCUGUAACUACACAGACUACAACAUGCACCCUAACACGAAAAUGGAAGGUGUGGCGAGUCGUCUGCUUGGGCCCUCGUUUGAGAUGUACUAUCUGCCCGAGCUGACACGUUAUGACUGCGAAGUGAACGUCCCCCUGCAAGGCAACCUGCAUCUGCUUCAGGGCAGUGAUCUACUGUGUGCUUUAGACCAGGCCACCUAGAGUAACCUUUUCUUAGUCAGUUAACCUAGCUACAGUAUAUCACUCACAAUACCUGGAGUAUCAACCACAGUCCUGAUUACAUUCAUGCACCAUGUUCUACCCUUUCCACUACAAAUUGUAGUAUCGUUCUCUCAACAUACCCCACUUGAUUCAUCAGCCAAUCAAUUCACGAGCACAGAUUGUGCACAGUAGCGGGUCUUAAAUGCACACACAUCUACCCAACCCUACCAUAUAUAAUGAGAAUGUAGCUUUCUGUUUUUAUUGUCUUCAUCUUUAUAAAUUAUAUGCAGUCCUAUACAUAGUAUAAUACAGUAUACACACAUUAUAUAGUAUAUUUUUAGUUACAAAAGAGAUUUCUUAAAGGUGCAAUAGUCUUUUUUUUUUAUUAUUAUUUCUAACUUUCUACAAAUAACCUGGAAGGUGUAAAAUGUAAAAACAUGCUAAAAUAUAACCAUUUAAGUCAUGGUCGUGGCACACGUAUGCCAAGUGGCUGAGAAAACCCAUUUGGAGAAACUGACUUCUGGGUCUGAAAUCCUUGUUUGUGUUUGAAUUGAAUUCAAAAUCGAAUUGAAUGUGCCCCUUGUCACUCAUGUUAGAGACUCUCUACAGGCCAACGUAGAUCCUGAGGGUGGAGCUUCAUUAACAUGGGUGCAAAUUAAGGGGUUGGCUCAAAGAGUAAAGAAAAAGCAUUUCUAUCAUUUCUAAGUCAAAUCCACCUACUUACCUGUUAGAGCCAUAAUGCACCUUUAAUGUGCUGAAUAAUUUUGCAUGUUAUGUUCAUUUUACUGUUUCUGUGCCUUCAGCUACACUUUUUCGUGCACUUCUUUCUGUUUCUAACUGUCCUACUCUCUUGAAGAAUGAUGAUCUACUGUAAGAAUGUUAUUUGACCUUCAAUUUUCUGUAUUUCUCUCUAAAUUUCCUACCUCUGACACCUUGAGCCUAUACAGUACCUGUAAUAUGUAUGCAUGCUUUAGUGCCUUCUCUGUUCAGUUCCAGUGUUACAGCACUACUUUUUCUUUCUGUCACUCUCCCUCUCCGGUUCUCUGUCCAUUGCCUUUUGUGUGCAGAUGACUCUAUAUAGUGUUUAUUUUUGUCAUUUUAGCUGUAUACAUGAUAUUUAAAGGAGGAUUCUAUAAAGUUUUUAUGAUAAAGUUCUCUAUAAUGUAAAAGUUGUAGCACUCAAAUACCUGGGUACUUUGUCUUGUCUACUCAGUAGAUGUGGAUCGGAGUGCUGAAUUUAAGUGGUCUUUAGUGCUGGCUCCUUUCUAGUGGUAUUUUUUUUUCCUUUGUGAUACAUAAAAGCAUAUUAUAUUUGUUGGCAGGCCAGUGCAGAUUUCUUUUUACUCUAAUAAGAAAUGAGGAGAGAAAAAAAACAAAAACAAAGAAAAAUUAUUAAAAUAAAAAAGUCUGUUUUUGAGAUGUAGCAAAUUUAGCUAAAGUUCUAACCAACAUUUUCAAUUUUAUCAUUUCUUAACGAUAUGUGUGGCAUUUGUGGUAAGAAACUGUCUUUAGUACUUCUAACAGUGUUUCUGUCACACUAGUUGAGGUUGUCUUUAAAGUCGAAUGAACUAGUAUAAUAAUGGAUCAAUAAAUUUUGACUUAAUUACCGAAGCUUUCGCUUGAAAGCGUACUCUUCCUGCUUUUUUUUUUUUUUUAAUACUUGUAUUUGUUGAUCUAAUCAACUAUUUUUUCACCCACAAACACAUCACAAAUCUGCAUUUGCUCAUUGUCAUACACAUUGGUCAGUUUUAGUUGAUAGUAGCUAAGAAUAGCUAAGAAAUCAAAACAAUACAAUCAAAUAUAAUGUUUUGUUUGAGUUUAAUACAAUAUGAAACAUUUACCCAAAAACAUUGCCCAAUGAGAUUCUAGGCUGGACGGUGUAUUUUUUUAUACUAUGCAGAUUUGAGGGUUAAGCAGCUCAGUAGAUGCUGAUUAGCAGUGAAGGAUUGCAAGUGGGAUUCUCCAAAAGUAGAAAUUAACCUCAAACCUAAGAUUUCUAGUACAGGCCUGUAAAAAUGUCCUUGAUGAACUUUACAUGUAUUUUUUUUUUAAAAGAUUCCUCCAUCCUAUCUGAUACAAUGCUAGGACAUUAUGCACAGUAGACACAAUAUCAGGCCAAUGUUAGAUAAAUGGAGAGAGAUAGCAGCAAUCACUGUAGUUAGAUACAGAGAUACAGCCUGCUCGGUCUACCCACUGAUGUACAUCUCUUCAGUCUGAACAACAUCUCUGUCCAUCUGUUUUCCUCUGUCUAGAAAUGACACAUUACUGUAUUUUUUAAAAUGCUAACCUGAGAUUACGUUGAUGCUCUUUGAACCUCCUGACCCAAGUAAGUGUCAUUCAGGACAUAGCUAUAUACACGCACACAUACUGUAAACACUAUAUAAAUAGGUAUACUUAAUAACAUUAAUAUAAUUACAUGCACAUCAUUUUUUUUUUCUUGAGAAACAUAAUAUAAAGCAUAGUCAAGAUAUACACUGAUGAUGAAACUCCGACGGCUGAAAAACAGCCUCAGGGCCAGACGUAUGUGACUCGAUGCGGCCCCAGAUUGCAUCUGACAUUUGUUCAAUUUACUUGAAAUGCAAGUAAUGAAGCGAUAAUAAUAAUAAAGAUAAUAAUACAGACCCUUGUGUCAGAACAAGAAAACGGUGUUGAGGGCAUUAAUAUGGCUCAUGUGCCAUGAAAUCCCCAAUUGGCUUAAACCUAAUAGCAAAAAAUGUGCAUAUAUAAUUGUGUUAAAAUAGUAUUAAAUUGUUCCUUUCCUUAUCACUUGGGUGGAGCCCGCAAGGAUAAAUAAUCUGUAUUUGUAAUAUCUUAUAAUACAAUAUCUUUAAUAUGUAUCUUUCACCUAUGUAGUGUACCUAACGUGAUUAUAUAAUUGUACCAUAAUUAUUUUUUAGAUUAAAGCUAAUAGUACACCUUUCUAGGUAAAUUAUGCACAUUAAAGGUGUAUUCUUGCGUGUACCACCUCAGCAACAAGGAAAGGUACAGUCGAGUACCUUACUAAGGCUUCAUCCCAAUGGAUGUAAACAGUAUUAAAGCAGCAAAAUUCAAUUGUGCAAAAUUUAAAUAUGGUGUCGCAUUAUUACAGUAAAUCUUCUUCAUGAAGGAAUAUCUUUGAGAAGUAAUGAAAGGGAAAACGCACCUGACAUUUACACCUGAGGCUGAUAAAUCACACACAACCCUGAUUAUCACUAAAUGCCCUACAGUACGUAAGCAAUCAGCUCCACUUUCCACUUCUUGACCUUUUUUGCACAUUUUCUACUGUACAUGACACCUAAAUAUUUUUUUUUGCUGAAUAUGUAGCAUGGAAGUGUGCAUAAAAUAAAAAACACCACCACAUCCAUUUUAAAAGGUAUUCUUAAAGUAUCCAUAAACAGGAAAUGAACAGGAAUUAAUUUUUGAAAUGAACAGGAAUUUUUUGCUGAAAUGUUCACUACAGAGAUUAAUGCCAAGGUAAAAUGCUGUAAAAAGUUAACCUUCAUUAUAUUGUGAUACUGUUUAGAUGUCUAUUUUCUAAAACCAUCUCCCAUUGUCUCCUUAAACGUUUGGGCUUGUUAGUAACACUAAGCAAUUCUGUAUUUUAUGUGCCAAUAACACAUCAAUAUCACUAUUAUUAUUAUUAUUAUUAUUAUUAUUAUUAUUAUUAUUAUUAUUAUCAUCGUAGCAGUAGUAGUUGUUGUUGUUGACAUUAAUGUAUGGGAAAUAUUACCCGGGGAAUAGUUGUAUCUCUGCACUGAUAUCCUAAUAAAACAUAUCGAUCUUUA